AUGGCCUCCCUCCUGCUGAUCGUCUUCGCCGUCAGCCUCGUCACCCAUCUCGCUAGCGCCGUUCCCGCAGCGACCCUCAACGAGCUGCUAUGGAUUCUGUACAACAAGCUCCCUACGCCAACAAGUAAGGCUGCGCGAGAGCAUGAUAAGCUGAAGCGCGAAGUGCUGCGCCUGAAAAAGGAAAUGAACGGCGUCAGCGCCCAGGACGACUUCGCCAGGUGGGCAAAGCUGCGCCGCGCUCACGACAAGGCCUUCGCCGACUUCCAGAAAAACGAAUCUGCUCUGCGCUCCACCCGCACGUCGUUUGACACGACUGUCGCCUCCGUUCGAUGGCUCGCCACAAACGGCCUUCGAUUCUUCCUGCAGCUGUGGUAUGCGAAACAGGCUCUUUUCUGGAUACCGGAAGGCUGGGUCCCUGGAUACGUUGAGUGGAUCCUGGCUUUCCCAAAGGCACCGACGGGCAGCGUAAGCGUCCAGAUCUGGGGCAUUGCUUGCACGAGCGUUAUUUCGCUCCUGAGCGAGGCCCUGGUCGCGCUGUAUGCACUGGUCGUGGGGACGGCAUCGAGCAAGGGGGGCGUGAAGCAGCGGCCAACUCCAGCUACCGGGGGCGAGAGCAAGGAGCUGUGA
This is a messenger RNA of Diplodia corticola, 627 nucleotides long. Its product is annotated as chd5 domain-containing protein. The transcript has 3 exons. Gene Ontology annotation, cellular component: GET complex. The coding region runs from base 1 to 627 and encodes 208 amino acids. The record is from RefSeq and is a predicted model, not a curated record. NCBI's taxonomy places the organism in Eukaryota, Fungi, Ascomycota, Dothideomycetes, Botryosphaeriales, Botryosphaeriaceae. Gene Ontology annotation, biological process: tail-anchored membrane protein insertion into ER membrane.